Molecule: messenger RNA, 1006 nt
Organism: Salvia miltiorrhiza (redroot sage)
Lineage: Eukaryota; Viridiplantae; Streptophyta; Magnoliopsida; Lamiales; Lamiaceae
Product: transcription factor MYB10-like
Exons: 3
Coding region: 78-815 (245 amino acids)
Source: RefSeq, a predicted model, not a curated record
UUUCCCACUUUUUUUUUCACUCUAUAAAUAGGGAGUGGAGUGCUUGUCUACUUUGGAGGUUUUAGGCAAGCACAAAAAUGGUGAAACCACCUACUUUCGACAGCAAUGGGAUGAAGAGAGGCGCUUGGAGUAAAGAAGAAGACGACAGACUGAGGGCUUUCGUUUCCGAAUUCGGGCACAACAACUGGCGCCUUCUGCCGCUCUUAGCCGGUUUGGCAAGAUGUGGGAAGAGCUGUAGAUUGAGGUGGGUGAAUUAUCUGAAACCCGGUCUAAAAGGGGAAAAAUUCACUAAACACGAAGAGGAUCUCAUCAUCAAAUUGCACAACCAACUCGGAAACAAGUGGUCCGCCAUCGCUGGGAAGCUCCCCGGGCGAACCGACAACGAGAUCAAGAACUACUGGCACGCGCACAUAAAGAAGCGCGGCCGACGAGGCAAGAACAGCAUUCGAGCUCCAUCAAUGGCGCUGGAUAAUAAUGCAGAAUCCUCAACUUCAUCAUCAUCAUCAUCAUCAUCUUCAUCUUGUGUGAUAACAGAUGAUCAUCAACAAGAAUCAUCGUCUCCUGCAGAUAUCGAUUCUCUCAGCUCCAUUGCAGAUUUAUACACGUUUGCUCGAGCUCAGGAUGAUCUCUCGAUUCCGGAUUUAUUAUCAGAUUUGCCUCCAUUUUCAGUAGAGGAGUUUCGUGAUUUCGAUAUUUUAUUCCAAGAAAUGCAGAAUGAUGAUAGCUCGAACGAUUCUGCAGAUUUUGAAGGGCGUUUGAAUUUCUGGUCUGAUCAAUCGUUUGGAGAAGAUGUUUUGGAUAUAAAAUUGUGGUGAUCACAAUAUUUAAUUAGUUUUGGUGUAUUUACAAAAUUUUCUUUUGAGAUAAACUUGAAUAUAGAUUUAAUUAAUCUGCUGAUUUUGAAACCGGCGGGGGAGGUUUGUGUAAAUAGUAUUAUUUUUCUUUAAAUGAAAAUAAAUACUACGUUUGUAUCAAAGCAUCUAUAUAACGAGUCAUAAUUGAAAUU